This is a messenger RNA of Strongylus vulgaris, 195 nucleotides long. NCBI's taxonomy places the organism in Eukaryota, Metazoa, Nematoda, Chromadorea, Rhabditida, Strongylidae. The record is from the annotation of a GenBank genome assembly.
GCGAAUGGCAGUCUAAACAUGGGAAUUCAGGGGCAACAGAUGGGAACCCAAGGAAUUGGACAAAAUCCAUAUAACCAGCAGGUGUUAUCCAUGGAUCCAUUUCAACAGCAGCAGCAACUUUUCAUGAUGCAGUCGCAGCAAAUGCAGCCAGUUUUUCAACAGCAGCAGCAACAGCAGGUAUUUUUUAAUUGUUAG